AUGUCCGUCAACGAAGAACGGCCCUCCGCGGAAGUGCUGGAUAGUCUCACCUAUCUCGACGCCUUUGUCCGUGAAGCCCUGCGCUUCUGCCCAGCUGGUCCAUGGAUGUACAGGCUGGCCACGGAACCAGUCGCCGUGCCCCUCGGUACCCCAGUCAAAGGCAAAGAUGGAAAGAUGAUGAACAGCUUUACGAUUGAUUCAUCCACCUUUGUGUUCACCCCCAUUCGCGCCCUCAACACCUCUACCUCAUUCUGGGGCCCGGACGCCGAGACAUUCGACCCGUCCCGCUUCCUCGACGGCCGCUCAGAGACAGCGACCAAGCUUCCCGGCGUCUAUGGCAAUACGAUGACAUUCAUGGCCGGUCCUCGCAAUUGUAUCGGAGAGCUGGGGAGUAGGCCAGAGAGGGUGAGCAAGAUUUCGCUGGUGGUACGAGCAUUCGUCAAGGGCGAGGAGCAUCUCGGCGUUCAAGUCCCUCUGAUGGUGGUUCCUCUUGGUGGAUCUAGUCGUGACAAGGAGGUGGUCUGA
Molecule: messenger RNA, 525 nt
Organism: Cryptococcus amylolentus CBS 6039
Lineage: Eukaryota; Fungi; Basidiomycota; Tremellomycetes; Tremellales; Cryptococcaceae
Exons: 5
Coding region: 1-525 (174 amino acids)
Molecular function (GO): monooxygenase activity; heme binding; oxidoreductase activity, acting on paired donors, with incorporation or reduction of molecular oxygen
Source: RefSeq, a predicted model, not a curated record